ACUUAAAAAAAAGUAAAAAAAGACAAUGAACCAAUGGGAGUCUUAGCCGAGGAUUGUCUUUUAAUGCUCAAACCUCUUCACAUUCAUCAGUUUCUUCAGCUUUGCUCUCUAUAAAUUCAGAAGAAACCUCAAACAUCACCUAAGCGCUUCUGAAAGUAUAACCACAUAAACCUAAGUUAAAAUCUCAACAAUGGCGGGUUCCUUUACACACACUACCUCUACUUCUUCUGUACCAAAGAAGUCUCCAUCUCCUGAAUCAUCAAGCCAAAAGUCUCCACCACCACCUGAAUCAUCAAGCCAAAAGAAGAUUAUGAUCAAAGUCAAGAGCCAACAGGACGGAGGCGAGGAUCUCUACAAGAUUGGUGAGAAUGCACCUCUGAAGAAACUAAUGACUGCUUACUGCGUGAAGAAAAACUUAGAUCUCAGUACUGUCAGAUUCAUCUUUAAGAAAAAAGGACUCAAACCACGACAUACUCCUUCUCAGCUUAAGAUGGAAAAUAACGAUAUCAUUGAUACAGUCACGGAACAAGGCGGUGGCGGUCCUUACAACGCUUGAUGUCGCCUGAGUUUCAAGUCUCCACAACAAGAAACGGAUACUUAAGCUUUGUGCAAGACUUUUUACAUUCAGUUUCUAGUUGUUGCAUCUCAGGUCUAAAAGUUUGUUGUCCAGUUGAUUUUAAUUCGUAAUAUUAACAUAUCAUCGCUAUUAUCU
This is a messenger RNA of Raphanus sativus (radish), 712 nucleotides long. RefSeq names its product small ubiquitin-related modifier 5. The transcript has 3 exons. NCBI's taxonomy places the organism in Eukaryota, Viridiplantae, Streptophyta, Magnoliopsida, Brassicales, Brassicaceae. Gene Ontology annotation, molecular function: ubiquitin-like protein ligase binding; protein tag activity. Bases 191 to 556 code for a protein of 121 amino acids. The record is from RefSeq and is a predicted model, not a curated record. Gene Ontology annotation, cellular component: nucleus. Gene Ontology annotation, biological process: protein sumoylation.